AUGACUUAUCCUGAAAAUGUUGGCAUCAAGGCCAUGGAGAUCUAUGUUCCCAGCCAGUGUCUCGACCAAACGCUCUUCGAGCAAUACCAUGGUGUCUCGGCUGGCAAAUACACGAUCGGUCUGGGUCUCAAGCUCAUGAACUUUUGCACCGACAGAGAAGAUGUCUGUUCUCUUGCUUUGACGGCAGUGUUCUCCCUCCUCCGUAAGUACAACAUUAAUCUAACGUCGAUCGGCCGGCUAGAAGUUGGCACCGAGUCCUUGAUCGACAAGGCUAAGUCCGGCAACACGAGCCUCGAGGGCGCCGACACCAUCCACGCAUGCUACGGCGGGACCAAUGCCCUGUUCAACGCCGUCAACUGGGUAGAGUCUCGCGCCUGGGACGGUCAUGAUGCAAUCGUCGUGGCCUCUGACAUUGCGCUAUAUAACUAG
Molecule: messenger RNA, 429 nt
Organism: Hirsutella rhossiliensis
Lineage: Eukaryota; Fungi; Ascomycota; Sordariomycetes; Hypocreales; Ophiocordycipitaceae
Product: hydroxymethylglutaryl-CoA synthase
Exons: 3
Coding region: 1-429 (142 amino acids)
Biological process (GO): acetyl-CoA metabolic process; ergosterol biosynthetic process
Molecular function (GO): hydroxymethylglutaryl-CoA synthase activity
Source: RefSeq, a predicted model, not a curated record